Leptonychotes weddellii (Weddell seal) is the source of this 358-nucleotide messenger RNA. The record is from RefSeq and is a predicted model, not a curated record. NCBI's taxonomy places the organism in Eukaryota, Metazoa, Chordata, Mammalia, Carnivora, Phocidae.
AUGUUGCACAAGCUGAAAGCAAGACAUUCCAACCUGUCCUCCUUCACCCGGGUCGGCGCCGGCGCGCCCGUCUACCUGGCUGCCGUGCUGGAGUACCUGACGGCCGAGAUCCUGGAGCUGGCGGGCAACGCGGCGCGCGACAACAAGAAGACGCGCAUCAUCCCGCGCCACCUGCAGCUGGCCAUCCGCAACGACGAGGAGCUCAACAAGCUGCUGGGCCGCGUCACCAUCGCGCAGGGCGGCGUCCUGCCCAACAUCCAGGCCGUGCUGCUGCCCAAGAAGACCGAGAGCCACCACAAGGCCAAGUGAGGAGGAAGUUUAGAAGCAAAGAACAAAAGGCUCUUUUCAGAGCCACUUC